ACAGCAGCCCAGUGGUGACAUUAUUUCUCUGAUGACAUGUGAGGAAGUGAUCAGCCCUUGCAUGGCGUGUACCUAGACUUCUUUCUAACGCUUAUGGGAGGAUCAGCUACACUGUUAUUUGCUGCGUUGUGUCAGAUCAAGAGCCCGUCAGCGCUGAUGUAUCUGUAAACAUUUCUCUGACGUUCCUAGAUUAAACAAGUUAAAUUAUAGAUUUCUGUCUCUAAAGCACAAGUGGGGGUUUCUUGAGGGAAAAGGAGCUGGGGCCACCACCGCCAACAAGGUUCAGUAGCUCUAACACUCAAACAUAACAUAAAUUUUGCUUCUUUACACUAAACGAAUUAGUUAAAAUUCAUUUUUUUUAUUCCUUAUAUUUUCCUUGUACGUUUUCCUUGUAUUUUCAGUCAAAAAGUGCAUUUAAUUUGAUCUCCUCUCUGAAAUUUUUUUAUUUAUUUUUUGUCCUGAAUGUUGCAUUGGUUAAAACAUUUGCCCCUCUGAGUAUUAUUUUCUUUUUUUGUGUUGUGUAAAUAUGAACAUGCCAAACAUACAAUAUGUACUUGGUAGUAUCUACUUUGGCUGUAAUGUUCUUACUUAGAGCAGGAAGACUCUGAAACAGCUGAAAAACAAACGUUUACUGAUAAAAGUAUUCCUGGUUAAUAUCUGCUCCAUUAAUGACAGUUUAGAAAAGUUCUGCUCUGGUUCCGUGUCUGUUGUUGCUGCCGAUCUGCGGCUCUACUCCAGUCCACCAGGGGCGGUAAAUGGACCAAUCAGCUGCUUUGUUUCAGUGACGUCCACCGGAAGUGAAACCAAGCGCCAGCAGCAGUGUGUGUGGACUCAGCGGGAUGAUGGCUAUCAACUGGAACCAGAACUAAAGCUGAGCAGAACCGCCAUGGAGCUGCAGAGACAAAGUUCUGAAACCCAAAAGCCUCAUGCCUUCAUGGAGGAGGAAGCUUCUGCUGUCCCACAGCUCUGUAACCAGGGGAGAAGGUCCAGUCAUGAUCAGACGGAAGUAGAAGCUCAGAGGACUGAAGAGGAAAAGAUGGAACCAGAUCCUGCUUUAAAUGAAGAACAAGAGAUGCCAAGACCUCAGUGGAUUAAAGAGGAAAAUAACAUUCCAGAGUUUUCCUGUGUUAAUUUGAAACAGGAGGAACCAGAACAUCCACUAAAUGAAAGAAGGGAAGAACCAGGACCUCCCCUGAUUAAAGAAGUAAAGGAAACUCAAGAACCUUGUCUGUUUGAAGAACAAAAUCAAUCAGAAUGUUCACUGAUGGAGGAAGUAAAGGAACCAGAUUCUUCACAGCUUAAUCAUGAACACAUGGUACCAGAACAUUUACCAACUAGACAGGAGCAGAAGGACCUUCACAGUGGUCAGGAUGGAGAACAGAAGAAGUCCACUGCUCUGAUGGAGACUUCUACUCUUCAGAAAGACCUCCAAAAGCAACAUGUCUCCAUGGAGGAGGAAGUUUCUGCCAUUCAAAAUCUCUGCAACCAGAGGAGAAGGUCCAGUCAUGACCAGGAGGAAGCAGAAUGUUGGUGGACUGAAGAGGAACAGAUGGAACCAGAUCCUCCUCUGACUGAAGAACAAGGGGAAUUAGUACCUCCAUGUACUAAAGAAGAAAAGGAGGAACCAACACCUCCACUGAUUAAAGAAGAACAGGUGGAGCCUGAGUCUUCAUGGGCUAAAGAGGAACAAAUGGAACCAGAACCAUUGAUUGAAGAACCAGAGAACCCAGAACUUCCACGGAUUAAGGUAGAAAAGGAAGAACCAGAUUCUUCAAGGCUUAAACAUGAACAGCAGGAUCCUGAACAUUUACCAACUAGAAGGGAUCAGGAGGAUGUCUGCAGCAGUAAAGAGGGAGAGCAGCUUGUCCAGAAGCAGUCUGUUGCUCUAAUGGAGACCUUUACCCUUCAGGAACAUGAAGGAGAACCAAGAACUGAGCAGCUUUCCUUUCAUAUCUCUCCUGUAGUUCAAACCAAAGACCAGGAAGGAAGCAGCUCCACUGGGUCAGAGAGUCAGUCUUUCACUGACACUAAGAAAAAGUCUUUAAAAUGUGAUGUUUGUGGAAAGUCUUGGAAGAAGAAAUAUCAAUUGAAAAUGCAUUACAGAACCCACACAGGUGAGAGGCCUUUUUCCUGUCAGACAUGCGGAAAAAGUUUCACCUCAAUGGAUAAUUUAAAUGUUCACAUAAGAAUCCACACAGGUGAGAAGCCCUUUUCUUGUAAAACAUGCGGGAAAAGUUUCACCCAAAUAGGCAAUUUAAAUGUUCACAUGAGAACCCACACAGGUGAGAGGUGUUUUUCUUGUCAGAUAUGUGGAAAAACUAUCAUUGCACCGAAUGACUUAAAAAGUCACAUGAGAACGCACAAAGGAGAAAGACUUUUUUCUUGUCAGACAUGCGGAAAAAGUUUCACCUCAAUAAGCAAUUUAAAUGUUCACAUUAGAAUCCACACAGGUGAGAGGCCCUUUUCUUGUCAGACAUGCGGAAAAGGUUUCACUCAACUGAGUGAUCUAAAUGUUCAUAUGAGAGUCCACACAGGCGAGAGGCCUUUUUCUUGUCAGACAUGCGGAAAAACUUUUCUUGUACGAAGUAAUUUAAACAGUCACAUGAUAGCCCACACAGGUGAAAGACCUUUUUCUUGUCAGAUAUGCAGAAAAACUUACUCUCGCUUAUGUACUUUAAAAGUUCACAUGAGAAUCCACACAGGUGAGAGGCCUUUUUCUUGUCAGACAUGCGGAAAAAGUUUCAUUGGACCAAGUCAUUUAAAUAGUCACAUUAAAACCCACACAAGUGAAAGACCUUUUUCUUGUCUGACAUGCAGAAAAAGUUUCACUCGACUGAGUCUUUUAAAUGAUCACUUGAGAACCCACCCAGGUGAGAUGCCUUUUUCAUGUCAGACAUGUGGAAAAGGUUUCAUUCAACUAGUCAGUUUAAAUGUUCACAUGAGAACCCACACAGGUGAGAAGCCUAUUUCAUGAGGACUAUUUGGACAAAGCUUCGCUCAAGGUGGCAGUUUGAACCUUCACAUGAAAUGAAAACACAAAAGUGAGAAGUAGUCUGUUUUUUCUGUUUGUUUGUUUUUUGUUUUUUUAAACAAAUAUUCUUCCUUUUAGUUUUCCAUUAGAGGCCAUCUGCUGUCACCUUCUGGAUUGGAGUCUUGUCUUUUCUAAAAAUGUAAAGUCUUUCUUGAAGAUCUAUUCUGUUUUUUAGAUUGAAGCAAUGUUUUACACUCAGUUCUUUCACCUAAGAAAUAUCUACACAUUUCAAGGCUGAGUAAUAGACUGAUAUGUUUUUUCUUUCAGUUAAGUGUUGAGAUGUUUUAUGUUCGGAGAGUUUAUGUUGGCAAACUUCUUCAUUUUUGUAUUCCUUAUUGUACGUUACUGAUAGAAAUUUAAAAAAAUCGCAAGAAUAAUUCUCCAGAGCAGGAUCAAAGUUUUUUGCCUUUUUCAUCUACUAUUUUUAGAAGCAGCUGAAUAAGCUUUUUAAUCCUUGUUUUUCUUUUCUAAACUUGAUAUUUUUGUAUCAUUUUAAUCUUGAAUUUUAUCUUUUAAUGAUCACAUUUUAUUUACUCAAAAAACUUGUCACUUAGAGUUUUUUUCCCCCUUUUUCGAAGUGUCCUUCCAAUCUGUCAUCAAGAUUUUGGUUAUUUCCAAGGAUCUUAUAUAUUGAGGAAUCGUGUAGGUUUUCUGUUUUAUUUUAAAUAUUUUUUUAUUUUAAAUCCUGACCACUCUAGUAAGCUUGAUUGACAUUCUUAGCAUGCAUGUGUAAAAUCUCUAGAGUAAGAUAAGAGGGUGUCAGUUCUUCUGAUGCCUUUCAGAUUUAUCCAAUUAACUGUUGGCUGCAAUGUUUAAAUUUGAUUACAAUGACUAGCCUUGGGUCAAAUAGGGUCUAGUACAGCAGGUCGAUUCAACUGCUUAUAUUGAUUUUCAAUAGAUGUCAAAUACAUGUUUUAUUGAUAAUUGAUUUUGCAUUCAUGUUUACAUUUUUGAGUCCU
Messenger RNA from Fundulus heteroclitus (mummichog), 3990 nucleotides. RefSeq names its product zinc finger protein OZF. The coding region runs from base 887 to 2974 and encodes 695 amino acids. The transcript is spliced from 5 exons. NCBI's taxonomy places the organism in Eukaryota, Metazoa, Chordata, Actinopteri, Cyprinodontiformes, Fundulidae. The record is from RefSeq and is a predicted model, not a curated record.